GCCGGAGCUUUACCACAUACGAAAUGACAUUCAAUUCAAUUCAACAAUGAUAAACCGAUUGUGCCCUUUAAGGGGCAGUUUCCUUCUGCAAAAGCCCAUAGCUUUCCCCCCGGCACACCUCCCCACGAGGAGAUUCGGGUGCGCACAUAGAUAUUUCUCACGAAACGCCGUGUUUUUCCAGCAAAAUGGCUCGUCUGCGCCAUUCAAUACGGUGCAAUCCCAAAAGCGGAACCAAUCCGCAUUGUAUUAUACCAUUAGCAUCAUAGUUGGUACCGUUGCGCUGGCGUAUGGUUCCGUGCCCCUCUACAAGAUGAUUUGCCAACAGACCGGCUGGAACGGUCAACCUGUGGCCACUCAUCUCGUCGGAGACGGCGAUACAGCGAGCCGCGUGACGCCUGUGACGGAUUCUCGUCGUCUUCGAAUCACCUUCAAUGGCUCGGUCUCUGAUGUCCUCCCCUGGAAGUUUACACCUCAGCAACGUGAAGUGCGUGUUCUUCCGGGAGAGACCGCACUAGCGUUCUACACUGCGACAAACAAGGGCCCUGCGGACAUAAUUGGCGUGGCGACUUAUAGUGUAACCCCGGGGCAGGUCGCUCCGUAUUUCAGCAAAAUCCAAUGUUUUUGUUUUGAAGAACAGAAACUCAAUGCUGGAGAAACAGUGGAUAUGCCGGUGUUCUUCUUCAUCGACCCGGACUUUGUCAAGGAUCCUGCCAUGAAAGGGAUCGAUACCAUUACUCUUUCUUACACAUUUUUCAAAGCACGUUACGAUGAUAAUGGCGUCCUAAAGCCGAUAGGGCAAUAACAUGGCAGCUGCUGCAUUGAUGACGGGACCAAUUGAGCCUCAAACACAUCAAGCUAUCUGAAGAUGGGACUCAGUAAGCGUGGAGCUAGCUCUUGAUUCGCUGUGCUGCGGUUUCCCAAUAAACUGUGGUUGAGAAACAACCUUAAUGAACCUCUCUGGUCUGAAUAUUGUGCCCAUUUGCCAAAGAGUAUUCUGUCAGACAGAAGCCCUUGAGCGUCUCCAGAGGACCGCGAAUGUCUUCUUCGAGUCAUUCUCCUCUCUGCAAACCGGGAGCCUAUGGAAUAUGUCCAUCGAUGUCUGAAACUUGGGCUUCUUCUGUCCCAUCCUGUUAUCUCUGAUUUCAAACGUGCACAGAAUCUGUAAAAAUAGUGUAUUCAUACGAUCUUUCUUCUCUUAUAAAACAAAUGUUCAAAUAUCAGCAUAUGAA
Molecule: messenger RNA, 1229 nt
Organism: Penicilliopsis zonata CBS 506.65
Lineage: Eukaryota; Fungi; Ascomycota; Eurotiomycetes; Eurotiales; Aspergillaceae
Exons: 4
Coding region: 47-802 (251 amino acids)
Cellular component (GO): mitochondrial inner membrane
Molecular function (GO): copper ion binding
Source: RefSeq, a predicted model, not a curated record